Molecule: messenger RNA, 8500 nt
Organism: Nothobranchius furzeri (turquoise killifish)
Lineage: Eukaryota; Metazoa; Chordata; Actinopteri; Cyprinodontiformes; Nothobranchiidae
Product: matrix-remodeling-associated protein 5
Molecular function (GO): protein binding
Source: RefSeq, a predicted model, not a curated record
AUGCCUAAGGGAACAACAGAGGGUCAAGCCAACACACACACACACACACACACACACACACACACACACACACACACACACACACACACACACACACACACACACACACACACACACACACGCGCGCCGCUCCAUCCCUCUUACACAUUCACCAACAGGACCUGGACGUCAGCUGGAUACUUCUGCAGCCCGUAAAACUUUUCCUGUUGCAAUCCCGACGUUAUUUUCUACUUAAACGGUUUCUUUUCUCUAAUCUGGGGGGAAUUCCAGGUAUGUUUAUGACGUGAGUGUCCUGACAGCCAUCCAGUCAUGGUGCUGAGGUGCAGCACCCCUUCUGUCUGCAGGUCGGCUGCAGCGUGGUUUCACCUGCUGGUUUCAUCACUGCUGCUGCUGCAAACGCUUGUCUCUGUCUGUGGAGUACCAUCCUGCCCGCGGAGUUGCAGCUGCCCAGGAACUAAGGAGGUCCACUGUACAUUCAGACACCUCACCGCCAUACCCAAAACCUUUCCUAAAGGCACAGAAAGGCUGAACCUGGGUUACAACAGCCUGACUGAGGUGGAGAGGUCAGAGUUCAGGUCCCUACGGCAACUGGAAAUGCUCAUGCUGCAUGGAAACGACAUUAGAACGGUCCAGUCUGGGGCGUUCUACAGCCUCAGGUCACUGCAGAUCCUGAAGCUGAGCUACAACAAGCUCACGGCGGUGAAUCCUGGCCUGUUUGAGGGUCUGGUUGGUUUGAUCCGUCUCCACCUGGACCACAACCUCAUAGGUUUCAUAGAGCCCUACUCUUUUUCUGGUCUGACCUCACUGAAGCUCCUCCAGCUGGAGGGGAACCUCCUCAAAGAGAUCCAUCCUCAUACCUUCAUCACAGUGUCAGCACUGGGCAGCUUCUGGACCUCUGGGCUCAAACACCUUCACCUGUCAGACAACUUGCUGGAGGUGCUUCCUGCCACGUCGUUAAAGACAGCUCCAAGGCUCGAGCUCCUGACGCUCCACGGUAACCCCUGGAACUGUGACUGUCAGCUCCACUGGUUGGUGCGAUGGAGUGCUGCACACGAUGGAGUAGUAAAAUGUAAAAGGGAACGUGGCACCAUUGAUGUUUGCCCUCAGUGCUCCUUUCCCCAACAUCUGAAUGGCACGCAGUUACUAGGGUUGACUACAGACAAGCUUACCUGUGAACGGCCGGUUCUUCGUUCUCCCCUCAAACAAUGGGACAAUCCGGUAUGGGCUGAAUCUGAAGCAGAGCCUGACCUUCCCUACACCAGAGACUUGGAGAAACCUUUGGGCCAAAUGACCAUUGUUCUCUCAGACAGUCAUGGAAACCGUGCUCACGUGGACUGUGACGUACGCCAUCCUGGUGAUAGUUCACCCAUGACAUGGGCCGCAAGUCCACUCUCGCCUGCUGAGAUAUCCGUAAACAUAUCACUGAUGACUGUCCUUGAGUGCGACAUUGACCGGGAAACAUUACAAAAUCUUUGGCAACUGGUUGCAUACUACUAUGAGAGCUCUGCGAUUUUAGAGCGAGGUCAACUGAGGUCAAACACAAGCAGAGCAACCUAUCAGUACACGCAGGUUGUUAGUGAAGCGUCCCCGUAUUUUACAGAAUUAAAAGGUCAUUUGGAUGCAGAACCUUCGUGGCUGCUUCAACCCAGAAUCACUCUGAAGCUAAACAGGCAGCAGACAACCACAAAAAAACUAGCAAUGGAUUUCACAGCUUUAAUUACCAAGGACAUCAACAGCCUCAGAGGUCAGGAUGAAGACGCUGCUUCUUCCUGGGCAUUGAUUCGUAGGGGAGCAACGGGACGAGUUCAAGCAGCUCUUGAGGGUUCAAAGGUCCAUUUGGAAUGCAGUGUCAUGACUUCAGGAUCAGAAGUGAAAUUGGAGUGGAUGCUUCCAGAUUUGUCAAUUGUAGAGGAUCCAACCGAUAAAAUAAAAAUUUCUGAAAGAGGUCAACUUGUGAUUUUAAAUGCUACGCUCUCUGAUUCUGGUCUCUAUUACUGUAUUGUCAGAACAAGAGCUGCUGUGGACUUGAUGCCACUGAGACUCACUAUCAAAGAGUGUUCAAUGAGUCCAACAGCUAUUAAUGGCCAGAAACUGCUGGUAGAUAAGGGGAACUCGCUCUCUCUUUCUUGUGAGGUGACUUCAGCUCAGCCCAGCCAGACUUGGUGGUACCUUCCUAAAAAUGAGAUUCUCCUCCCUACACAGCGAACAAGAAAAGCAGAAGUUAUGGCAAAUGGGACUUUGGUGGUUAGGAGGAUGACCCAGGAGGAUGCAGGUGAAUAUAGUUGCUUGGUCUCAAAUCUGUAUGGAGUUGACAUGCUGUCUCACAUUGUAGAAGUCUCAGAAGAAAAGUCAUCAGAAAAGUCUAAAGUAAAGGCUGAAAGAGAGCAAACAAUCUUACACCUGGAUGUCAAAGAGGGAGAGGGUUCAGGGGGGGAUUAUCAGGAAACUAUGGGUCCUUUUGCCACACAGUUUCCGGAGAAGGUAGGGCCACCACAAAGGAAAGCCAGUGAGUUUUUGAAAAGGGUGCGCAUAAAAGAUUCAAAGAGAAAACCUCAUAAAUCUGUGAAGGAAUUAGAUCCUAACCGUUGGGCAGAGAUGUUGGCUAAAGCUAACGCUAAGCCAAGUGUGUCGCUCCCCACGGAGCCGUCUCUAGAAGAGCCUAGCACUGUUACCGUCCAAAGAAGUACAUCAACAACUCCAACCGCUAAUCCAACAACUGUCAGUUAUUUACGUCAUUUUACGACCCCUCGUCAUUCUCACAUAACAAAGUUUCCAUUGCACCAAAAAGUUUGGGCUAAAGCUCCUCCAAACAACGGGAGAAAAGGAAGUCAACAUGGAGUUUCUGGACGGCUAAAAGACCAUCAACCUGCAUUCCCUGGAUCUACAGCCGUAACCCAACAGCAUGUUUCGGAAAGAGUAAAAGUUGUCACAGUCCCCCCCAAUGUAGGAGUCAAUCAGCCUGUGGAUGAAAAUAAACAUGUUGGUGAUGGGAGGAGAAACUCCGGCUUUGUUCCUGGUAUGUUUAACAGGAGAAGGCCCUUUUACAGACAUAGAAAACCUCCAAUGAGAAAAGCUCAUCCACCUAUAAAUCCCUUUCAACAAAUCACCACACCAACAACUACAACUACCACCACAACAACUACAACAACAAUCCCUGUUCUAACCACAGCAUCCAAUUUGGCCAAGUAUGAGAUGGAAAAUGAACAUGACAAAUUUGAGGAUUACGAUUACAAGAAGGGAAUAGGUUUAGAUUCUACGGGCGAUUUAAUAAGCGGACCACCUCGUAACACCAAUCUUGGCAGUACCAUCACUCCAUUUCCAAUGGUUACAGAAAGAGACCCCUUCAUUGGCGAGCAACAUUUACCCAAUCCAAAGACAACUUACACACCAAAAAUGCAAAGUCCAAAUCUCAUAAGAGCUGAGGACCUUCUAAAUGUAAAUAAAUAUGAGACAAAGACGAAGGAGGUAAGAGAAGAAACUGCUGAAAAUGGCAGCAAUGGUAGAAAACCUGUUGGAGAGAAUUCCAGGAAGCAAGUGUCUACAAAGAGCAAGCAAGGAAAACUCACAGUGGACAAGGUAAAACCAAAAGUAGAAUUAGUUACAAAGAGCUACAACACACAAUACAAAACUCAAGUACCAGUACACAACAUCGAACAUUCACCCAAUCAAGUUAUACCAAUCCAUUCAAGAACUUUAUCCACCAAGAAUGUAUCAACUAACAGAACAAUGGAAGAGGUCAGACAAAAAGAGAAUAAAGGGGCACCAAAACCAACAAGAAAGCCUGAAAUUCACAGUUUUCCCUUAGUGGAGCCACUACACCCUUGGCUUCAUCCCAUCUACGAUAGAAGCGAACAAACUACCAGUUCCAGGAUUACGCAAACAAACCAAGAUCGAAAUGCAGGACAAGAGGGUGAGGUCAAUCCAGACAGGCAUUCCCAGCUUCCCAGAGUGCCUCCAACCUCCCACUGGUCUGCACGCCAACAUCUUUAUCACCAUCCCAUCUUCCCUUCCUGGACCGGUCAGAAGUCAAUUUCCCAACCGAGGCAAGGUCCGGACUCAUACCCUGCAUCCACCCAUCGGCCCUGGCCAUUCCCCCACCUCUGGGUUCACACCUCAUUAGUGACCAAUGGACCAGAGAUAACAGCUGACACAGUAAAGCCCAACCCCACUGUCUCUGGUCCAGAAAACUUCAAAGUCAUACCUUCCACAUCCCAUCAUCAUCAUCAUCCUCAUCAGAACCAUCGUGUUGACAUCAGAACUCAAACAAGAGAUCAUCUGUUUCUGUCGAGGCUCAGAAACAGAUACAGACAGCCAGCUGAAGUCCAUGUGAGUCCAUCUGAGGCCCAGCUUGAACGCAUUGCUCAGCUAGGAAGGAUAGCGACACCCAAACCUCGCAGUAGCUACUACGAUGCUUUGGCCCCGAUCAAACGUAGACCCAGUCCUCCACCCUCAUACAGACCUCACUUCCUUAGACCGCCAGCUCCCACUGGGUCUUACCACUCAGAGCACUCAAACGCUGCUAACCCUUCACCACCCCCACUCCGUGGUUUCACCCCAACGCCCCUCCCUUACUACCCCACCACCUCUCUGGCUGGAGCCAGGUGGCCCGUUGGAGGACGGCUUAGAUCCCAGCACCCUACAGCUGCACCUCCUUUCCCGUGGCUGUUGGGAGUUGGGGGGGUGAAACCUCGAAUCACCACGGUGAACUCAGCUAGUGUUUCAGUGCUGGCAGAGGAUGACGUGUUCCUGCCCUGCAAAGCAACCGGGAAUCCUGAACCCAAUGUUGCUUGGACUAAGGUCUCUACAGGAGCCACCAUUCUAGCCAACACCAAGCACGGCCCGCGCUUUGAAGUCUUAAAAAACGGAACUUUCAUGAUUAAAAACAUCCAGCUUCAGGAUCGAGGACAGUACCUCUGCACGGCCCACAACAGGUUUGGAUCAGACAGAAUGGUCAUUACCUUAGCUGUCCAGACUGAAGCUCCAAGAAUUCAACCACCACAGUCCACAGAGAUAGCAACCUACUUGGGGAAAAAUGUUUCAUUCCACUGCCUUGCUUCUGGAAGACCACCGGCCCAGAUUUCCUGGAUUCUCCCAGACAGAACGUUUGUUCGGGAGGCUGGAACCAUGCAAACUCCUAUCUCUCAAAUGUCUCUACUUCAGAAUGGAACUCUGAAAAUCCACCCUGCUAAUUUCUCCAGCAAAGGAGACUAUAAAUGCAUCGCGAGUAAUGCAGCCGGUGCUGAUACGAUCACUUAUCACCUCCAUGUGGCAGCUUUGCCCCCAAGCAUAGGUGAAGAAGCACAGGAAGCCAUGACAGUUCAACAAGGCAGGAGUGUGUAUGCUCACUGCUCUGCAAAGGGUGAACCAGUGCCUGCUUUGAAAUGGAUGAUCCCAGCAGGCAUCAGCGUGAAACCAUCACAGGUUCUGGGACGUAGGCUGUUCGUCUUCCCCAACGGGACUCUACUUGUAAACAACAUUUUGCCUGCAGAUGGUGGAAAGUAUGAGUGUCAUGCCACCAACGCCGUGGGAAUUGCCAAAAGAAUGGUCCAGUUGGAGGUGAAAGAAGACUCUUUCUCCCACCGGCCUCCUCUGCCAGUUCCUCCAACCCAGCACCGUGAUACUCCAUCCCGUCAACACAUUGUUUCAGCCAUGUAUGGCUCAACGGUCUACCUCCACUGCCCAGAGUCAACUGGAUCUAUAAGAGGAACUCUUUGGCAGCUGCCCUCCAAGACCAUCAUGGAGCAUCGAUACAGCCCAGAGAGACCAAUUAAAGUUUUCCAUAAUGGGACUCUUAGGAUUCUCCAGCUAACAGAGAUGGAUGGUGGAAACUAUCUGUGUAUCUUCCAGCGGCCCAAUGGAGAGGACAUGGAGCUCUUCCAGGUAGACGUGUUGAUGGUUCCUCCCCGAAUUGAACAUGUAAGGACGGCACAGACUAGGAUCACCUUUGGUGAAAAUUUCCAGGUGGACUGUGUGGCAUCUGGUCUGCCCAACCCAGAGGUCUCCUGGAGUCUUCCAGAUGGGACGUUGGUGAACAACGCCCUUCAGUCAGAUGACAGCGGCCUUCGCAGUCGCCGCUACGUUAUGUUUGGGAAUGGAACUCUACUCCUUCAGCAGAUGGGCAAAAAAGACGAAGGGGACUACACCUGUCAUGCAACAAACAAACUGGGCAAGGAUGAAAAAAAAGUGCGAGUCAAAGUAGAACCAAAUGCUCCACAAAUCGAAAAAUCCCAAUCAACGAUGACAGUAAAAUUAGAGGAAUCAGCUAAACUGAGUUGUCAGGCAAUCGGUGAACCGAAACCAAGAAUCGUAUGGAUAUCACCACGUAAGGAUGUAAUACAAGUAUCGUCAGACAAAUAUCAAAUCCUGGAGGAUGGAACGUUAGUCAUAAAUAGACUGACUCUCGCUGAUGAAGGGAAAUAUGCAUGUGUGGCACGAAACGCUGCUGGUGACGAUGUUAAAAACACGAUAGUUAAAGCUGAACCCCAGGAACCCUUUAUCGAUGGUGUGAAAGGAAAGAGUACUACAAAACUCCUGGGUGUUUCUUACCAAACAGCACAUCUGGAUUGCAAAGUGAAGGGAAAACCUGAACCCAAGGUGUGGUGGAUUACUCCUUAUGGCCACUCACUUGCAACACCCUACCUUGGUGGUCGCUUUCAGGUCCACCAAAAUGGAAGCUUGGAGCUAAGAGGGGUCAGAAAGACUGAUGAAGGCAUAUACAAGUGUUUUGCUAAAAAUCACCUGGGUGAAGCUUCCCUUUCAGUUGAACUGGAAGUGGCACCGUUAGCAGAGAAACCUAGUUUUUACAUUCCCAAUAUUGAAAUCUUACCAAUCAAACAGGAUGUUGGCCAACUGGUCCUUGAGUGCUCUGCUCGUGGUAAACCAAACCCAGAGUUUCUAUGGGUGCUACCUAAUGGAACUAUGCUAACGCCAGGCCUGAGACUUCAACGCUUCUUCCACCAUUUUGGUAAUGGAACUCUACGGAUCUCUCACCCAGCUGCAACUGAUAAGGGAAUUUACCGAUGCCUGGCAAAAAAUGUGGCCGGACAAGCAGAGAAACGUUAUGCCCUGGAGGCUGGAAGAAAACCAGUUAUUAGAGGACCAACAGGUGGGAUGAAGAUCACUUAUGGCCUCAACCUUAACCUGCCAUGCCCGGUGGAUGGCUGGCCUCAGCCGUCCAUCACAUGGACCCUACCCAACGGUGUUGUUUUGGACAAACCACAAACCAUUGGACGAAUCUCUUUCCUCACCAACGGGAGCCUUCACGUCAGACAGGUUGCCAAUUUUGACAAAGGAACAUAUGUCUGUAAAGCCGCCAACUCUUUUGGAUCAACAGCUCUAACCUACCCAGUCACAGUAAUGGUUUUCCCACCGCGGAUCACCACCACAAUGGCAUCCAUCACAAGAGUCCUGCAGGGAACACCAGUGAUGCUACAGUGUGUUGCGACUGGUAUUCCAAGGCCAGACAUUUCGUGGACGUUACCGGGACGCACCACUUUGCUACCACAUAAUCGGUACACAGCGCGGGGAGGGAUUCGCAUGACAGACGAGGGUAGUCUGGUCAUUCAGAAUCCUGUCCUCACAAACUCUGGUAUUUACAAAUGUAACGCUAAAAAUUCACUUGGAACUGAUUUCAAAUCAACAUACCUACAAGUUAUUUGAGGAGCACAAACGAUGUGGUAGAAUGUUUAGGCAGAAAAAGACUUAUCAGGGCUUUUUAUUGUACAUUAUAAAGAUAUUCUGCUGGCAGAUUUAAAGCUACCUGACUUAUAGCUUGAAACUAUGCAAAAAAAUGCCCUGGUCACAAGGGCAGCAGGCCAAACCUUCCUCUCUCUAGCAACCUCUAACAGCUUGUCUGGGGCGCCCUUUAAGGCAUUCCUUGGUAAGCCUAGACAUGUGACCCCUCCAGCGUGUCCUGAGUCAACCGAGGAGCCUCCUGUCAGCAUUUCAUGUUCAAAAGGUCAAGAAUUUGUUCUGUACUCCAAAUUGUGAUUGAUUUUUGACCCACUGACUCAAAACACAUUUUCAUAAUAACCCUUUUCUAUAUGCACAAGUCUGCCUCCUUGUCCCUUCACUUUCUGUUGUUAUUUGAAUCUUGUCCUGUGAAACUAGCAUUGGUAAAGUCGUAUACUUGUCAGUAUUUCCUGUAAUGAUUUCAGGUCAGUCAUGGGUCUAAUGAGGCAAUCUGGUCCCUAUAUCUGCAUUAUGUUAUCGCUUUUUUUAACAAUUCAUGAUUAUUCAAGUCUCAGAACUAGCAUGAAAUUCAGGUGAAAUCUCCUUCCAGACGUUACAGAAAAUGAUUUAAAUUAAACUUAUGCCUAAAUUCUUGUGCUUGUUUUGUGAACUUGUGCCACUUCUCAACAUUUUUAUCAGAUGCUUCCUGUAAGUAUUGGCGUCACUAUUCAUGUUGGACUAAUGGUUCAUCAUAGAUUGGUUGUGAAAUUGUAACUGUGUGCUUGAAAAUGUGUAACUAUAAUUGAAAAGUAAACAAAACAUAAUUUUA